GGCUCACACCAUCGCGCACACCCGCACGCGGGCGGCCACGCUCCGCACGGGAGCCGAGGCGAGUGCGAAGCCCCACGUGGCGGACAGACCACUCCACCUCGUCACGCUCCUCUCACCGACGAAGCCGAUCGAUCAGUUCACAGAAGCUGGAACCGGGUUCCCCCAUGGCGCAGCUCCCCUGCCUCUACGCCGCGCGCCCGUUGCUCGCCGUGGCCGCUGGGCGCCGGCCGUGUCGGUGGCACGGCCCGCGCGGCGGCGUACGGCGGCGGCCCAACGCGGGAAGCGGGGUCGUGGGGGUCCGCGCCGCGGCGGUGGAGGCGGUGGUCGAAGAGGAGGGGGACGCGGAGGAGAAGGUGGAGAGGUACGCGCUGGGCGGCACGUGCAAGGUGCUCGCGGGAAUGCCCGCGCCGCUGGGCGCCACCGCGCUCGCCGGCGGGGUCAACUUCGCCGUCUACUCCGGCGGGGCUUCCGCCGCGGCGUUGUGCCUGUUCACGCCCGACGAUAUCAAGGCGAAUAGGGUCACUGAGGAGGUUCCCCUUGAUCCCCUGCUCAACCGGACGGGGAAUGUGUGGCAUGUGUUUAUCCAAGGGGAGCAGCUGCACACCAUGCUCUAUGGCUACAGGUUUGAUGGCGUGUUCGCCCCUGAGCGCGGUCUGUACUACGAUGUGUCCAAUGUUGUGGUGGAUCCUUAUGCUAAGGCAGUUAUAAGCCGAGGUGAGUACGGUGUUCCGGCACCUGGAGGCGAUUGCUGGCCUCAAAUGGCUGGCAUGGUCCCUCUUCCAUAUACUACGUUUGAUUGGCAAGGUGAUCUACCCCUAAGAUAUCAUCAGAAGGACCUUGUAAUAUAUGAAAUGCACUUGCGUGGAUUCACAAAGCAUGAUUCAAGCAACAUAGAACAUCCAGGAACUUACAUUGGUGCUGUAUCAAAGCUUAACUAUCUGAAGGACCUUGGAGUGAAUUGUGUAGAGUUAAUUCCCUGCCAUGAGUUCAACGAGCUGGAGUACUUCAGUUCCCCUUCCAAGAUGAACUUCUGGGGAUAUUCUACGAUAAACUUUUUCUCACCAUUGACAAGGUAUUCGUCAGGUGGCGUAAGCAACUAUGGGCAUGAUGCCAUAAAUGAAUUUAAAACUUUUGUAAGAGAGGCUCAUAAACGGGGAAUUGAGGUGAUCAUGGAUGUUGUCUUCAAUCAUACAGCUGAGGGUAACGAGAAGGGUCCGAUAUUAUCAUUUAGGGGUAUAGAUAAUAGUACGUACUACAUGCUUGCACCUAAGGGAGAGUUUUAUAAUUAUUCUGGUUGUGGAAAUACCUUCAAUUGUAAUCAUCCGGUAGUCCGUGAAUUUAUUGUAGAUUGCUUGAGAUACUGGGUAACAGAAAUGCAUGUUGAUGGUUUUCGUUUUGACCUUGCAUCUAUAAUGACCAGAGGAUGCGGUCUAUGGGAUCCAGUUAAUGUGUAUGGAAGUCCAAUAGAAGGUGACAUGAUUACAACAGGGACUCCUCUUGUUGCCCCACCACUAGUUGACAUGAUUAGCAACGACCCGAUUCUUGGAGGUGUCAAGCUCAUUGCUGAAGCAUGGGAUGCAGGAGGCCUCUAUCAAGUAGGCCAUUUUCCUCACUGGAACAUUUGGUCAGAGUGGAACGGGAAGUAUCGUGAUACUGUGCGUCAGUUCAUCAAAGGCACAGAUGGAUUUGCUGGUGCUUUUGCUGAAUGUCUAUGUGGAAGUCCACAGUUAUACCAGGCAGGGGGGAGGAAGCCUUGGCACAGUGUUAACUUUGUAUGUGCACAUGAUGGAUUUACACUGGCUGAUUUGGUGACAUACAAUAACAAGUACAACUUGUCUAAUGGUGAGGACAACAGAGAUGGGGAAAAUCAUAAUUUUAGCUGGAAUUGUGGGGAGGAAGGAGAAUUCGCAAGCCUGUCAGUCAGAAGAUUGAGGAAGAGGCAAAUGCGCAAUUUCUUUGUUUGUCUUAUGGUUUCUCAAGGAGUUCCAAUGUUCUACAUGGGCGAUGAAUAUGGCCAUACAAAGGAAGGGAACAACAAUACAUACUGCCAUGACCACUAUGUCAAUUAUUUCCGUUGGGAUAAAAAGGAAGAACAAUCCUCCGACUUGUACAGAUUUUGCCGCCUCAUGACCAAAUUCCGAAGAGAAUGUGAGUCUCUUGGCCUUGAGGACUUCCCAACAGCAGAACGGUUGCAAUGGCACGGUCAUCAGCCUGGGAAGCCUGACUGGUCGGAGGCAAGCCGAUUCGUUGCCUGCUCCAUGAAGGAUGAAACAAAAUGCGAGAUCUAUGUGGCCUUCAACACCAGUCACCUGCCAGUGGUUGUUGGACUUCCAGAGCGCCCAGGGUACCGAUGGGAGCUGGUGGUGGACACAGGCAAGCAAGCACCAUAUGACUUCCUCACCGAUGACCUACCAGAUCACGCUCUAACCAUCCACCAGUUCUCUCAUUUCCUCAACUCCAACCUCUACCCUAUGCUCAGCUACUCUUCCAUCAUCCUUGUACUGCGCCCUGAUGUUUGAAAGAACAAAGUACAAUAUAGAAUAUAGAAUAUAGCUCUCUAGCAUAUCAUGCAAGGCGUUUGUUU
Molecule: messenger RNA, 2584 nt
Organism: Phragmites australis (common reed)
Lineage: Eukaryota; Viridiplantae; Streptophyta; Magnoliopsida; Poales; Poaceae
Product: isoamylase SU1, chloroplastic-like
Biological process (GO): carbohydrate metabolic process
Molecular function (GO): hydrolase activity, hydrolyzing O-glycosyl compounds
Source: RefSeq, a predicted model, not a curated record